Messenger RNA from Hippoglossus stenolepis (Pacific halibut), 1893 nucleotides. Its product is annotated as C-type lectin domain family 4 member E. Lineage: Eukaryota; Metazoa; Chordata; Actinopteri; Pleuronectiformes; Pleuronectidae. The record is from RefSeq and is a predicted model, not a curated record. The coding region runs from base 148 to 999 and encodes 283 amino acids. The transcript is spliced from 6 exons.
AUGUGAGGGGGCGUCACUCUGUGGCUCUUGACUUUUGGUUCUGGUUUUAAACAGAGUGGCUGAAGUUUAGUUUCCUCACUGACUCCGGAUCUCCUCUGGAUCUCCUCUGGAUCUCCUCUGGAUCUCCUCUGCUGGAGCUCAGGUGAGAUGACGACCUCCCCCCCCGGCUCUGUGGCCUUUGACGGGAUGUACACGCAGCUGAUCGAGGCCGACGACCAGCAGCACUGCAAGACAGAUGUGGAAGUCUCCCAGGUCAGACUGACCCCCCGGCUGAGCGGCCCCGGGCCCUACCGCCUCGCCACCAUCUGCCUGGCUACGCUCUGCGCCAUCCUGCUGAUCUCCAUCAUAGCCGUGGCUGCACAGGAUAAAAGCAAACCUCAGGGAGGAGGUGAAGUCGCCUCAGAGACACAGAAGCAGAUGCAGGAUGUGAACGUGACGGCUCUGACCGCCGCCAACAUCGCUCUGCUGCAGGAGAAGAAGCAGCAGAAGAAGCAGAUUGACGAGCUGCUGGUCAAACUGGCCACCUUGAUGGCCACUAAGGCUCCUGAGGUGAUCAAACCGAUCGUCUGCCCCGUGGAGUGGCAUCUCUUCAACAACAGCUGUUACCUCAUCUCCAGACUGUUCAGGGAUUGGGCGGAGAGUCAGUCGUACUGCCAGAGCCAAGGCGCUCACCUGGCCAUCAUCCACUCGGCCGAGGAGCAGACGUUUCUGUGGGAUCUCCUUCCCAGAGGCCACUGGAACGCCUUCUGGUUCGGGAUCACUGACGAGCACACAGAGGAUCAGUGGAAAUGGGUGGACGGAACUCCGCUGGUCGGAGGCUUCUGGGAGGUCGGCGAGCCCAACAACCACAUCGACGAGGACUGCGGCUACAUGAUCAAAACCCGGGUGCUGGAGCGAGUGGCCAUCAGGAGCUGGUACGACGCCCCCUGCCACAUGGACCUGCCGUACAUCUGUGAGAAGGAGAUGGGCGCCGGGGUCAGCACGGCCAUUCCACACUGAGGCGCCAAGGAAACCAGUCGCUGGUUCAUCAGGUUUUAACAAACGUCUGCGUCUACAGAUAUCUUACUUUCUUAAUUGUCUUUCAAAACCUCAACUUUUAAUUGACGUGAUUUUGAUCUGAAUACAUUCAGAUGUGGAUUUUGCCUGAAACAAAGGACACAUUAAAAGUCUUGCUUCUUGUGUCAGAGAACGGGACUAAAGAAGGAAAUGUGAAGCAGUAAAAAAACUGUAUUUAGUCUAAAAUGUCAGCAGGUAAAGUUUUUUACAAGUUAUCAAAUUAUACACUCGUUAUUAUGAUUAAUGAAUAAUUGUCCAAACGAAUCCUUGUUUCUUUUUAACUUGACCUAACGCAUCAUUUCACUUUGGCAUUUUACACCUUUCUUAUGAAAAUCAUCAAUUUCAAUAAUUACCACUUUCAUUAGAAUCUCUUAUGUGUUUAUAAUCAAUCUAAGUAAAUGAAAGAAAUAAUAUCAUUCAGAUUUUAAUGGAUCCACCUGGUGGUCACAUGGUUUACUAGUUACUUAUAAUUGUACAUACAUAUAUAAUAUGUGUUUUAUAUAACAUGCGAUGCUUUAUAGUCUAAUGAAACCUCAGUUUAGUCACUUUCUGUAUCUUUGCCUUAAACCACACGAAUGUCUAAUUUUUUACACGCUUGUAUUUGAGAAUUUAUAAAUCAGGGAUUCAAGAUAACUUUUUAUGUUUUGAUUUGUUUCUAACAUGUGAUAUUGAACUGCUUUAGCAUAUUAGCAUUUUAACUGUACAUAAAGGAAGUGAGCCGACGCUAGAAUAGUGGGAUCCUCUGAUCUGAAGAGAGUUUGAUGCACUCGUGCUCCGUUGAUCCAACAUGUGGAAGAAGUGUGUCCUGUGGAUCAUGUGAAUAAACAACAAACUUUA